Molecule: messenger RNA, 2690 nt
Organism: Sorghum bicolor (sorghum)
Lineage: Eukaryota; Viridiplantae; Streptophyta; Magnoliopsida; Poales; Poaceae
Exons: 2
Coding region: 173-2566 (797 amino acids)
Source: RefSeq, a predicted model, not a curated record
CUUGCAUUGGAUGGAUGGUUUGUUAUUCCAUCGGCUUUCGUUGUAGAAGCAUCUACAAUAUAAUAAUAAUCUGCAUGCGAUCCACGACCAACUCACUGUUCUCCAUCAUCACCAACGAUCUGGAGAAACCAAAGGUGUCAACAACUGUACUGGUGGAGUAAUAAUCGAUAAGAUGAGUAAUUCAACAAUGGCAGAGUUAUUAGUGCACGUGUGGAAUGUGUGGGAAAUUCAGACAAUGGUGCUCCUUAGCUUCAUGCUACAGCUCUUUCUGUUGGCUACUGGAAGCCUCCGUCGCCGCCACACCACAGCAGUGCUCAGGGCUUUGAUAUGGUUGGGCUAUGUGGGAGCAGACUUGGUGGCUGUUUACGCCCUUGGCCUCUUCUCUCAGUAUGAGGACAAAUACAAGCUAGGGAGGGAGUCGUUUGGGGACAUACUGCCAUUUCUCUGGGUGCCUUUUCUCCUUGUGCACCUGGGUGGCCAAGAUUCGAUCACUGCCUUUUCUAUCGAGGACAACAAUCUAUGGCUGAGGCACUUGUUGAAUCUAGCAACCCAGGGGUUUGUAGCUUUGUAUAUCUUCUGGAAAUCCUUCCACAGAAUCAAUGCCAGUGUAUUGAUUCCUGCAAUGUUUGUGUUUGUUUCUGGGAUCAUCAAGUAUGGCGAGAGGGUCUGGGCACUAAUGAGUGCGAGCCGAAAUGGCCUUGGCAAGUCAGUUAAGUUCAGCUCAUCAGCAGAACUGUAUCGUCGUAGCAAGGAAUCAUAUGCUCGUCAGACGGUGCUUCUUGCUCGAGGUUUAUUUGUGGGGCGAACUGUGCUCCAGGUUGGGGACGAUGCUGAAGAACAACUUGAAUACGAUUUUAACGAGAUUUGUGAAGACAGAGGAGAGAAGCUGAAGAUGGUAGUGAUGGAGCUUGGCAUGAUGUUCGAUCUCCUCUACACCAAGGCUAAUGUGCUGCAGAGAUGGACCGGUGUCGUGUUCCGGUGUGCUUCCCAGACUUUGAUGGUGGUUGCCUUCCUUUCCUUCCUGAUAAGCUUAAAGGGUGCCCACAAGCACAACAGUGUGAAUGUCGCGAUUACCUACACAUUGUUCACUGGGGCCAUGUUUAUGGAAGCCUGUUCUAUUGCUGUGGUGAUGGCAUCACCUUGGACAAGAGCACACUUGAACGAAUACAGUAGCUUUCUUCAUUGCCUUUGCAACAUUGCUACGUCCCUUUUCAAGGCUGUUCAGUGUAACAAGGGGCACCAGACCAUGAGUUGCAUUUCCAUGGGGCAGUUCAAUUAUAUGGAUUACUGCAUCGCUAUGAAAUACAAACCCAGACUAAUUUCAAUGGCCAUCAGUGCUAUUGGUCUGGACAAGCAAUGGAGAAACUUAUGGUACGUCCACCACAUCGUCGAUGAUGCCAGCUUUAGAUCAGGGGAGGAGGGGAUUAUCAGCGGUGUUAUGGAAAUUCUUGGCAGACCAAACAAUGACUGGUUUGGACAGAGGUGUCUUGGCAGGAGAUUGAAUUAUACACUGAGCCUGCCCUUUGAGCAUGCCCUUUAUCGUCUGCAUAUAUACACAGACUUCCAUAUAAACAAAUACUUUGCCCAGUACACUCCUGCACCAGAUGAUGUAACUAUGCGGCUUAAGGAACAAUGCGAGACGCUAUCAAACUACAUGAUGUACCUGAUGGUGGUGCAUCCUUCCAUGUUGCCAGUCAGCACGGCUGCAGAAGAUCUUGAACCUGAACUUCUCAAAUGGGUAAUUAGGAACAAUAAUCAACACUCCCAACAGGCGGCAACCAAGCUAGACUUUCUUGGCCAUUACACAAGCUCAGUUCUCAGCAACGAGCCAGACUCUGUCUCCCCCUUCGAAGCAGAGCCAUGCGGGCCACUUCAUCUGGAGCAAUCACUUAUGGAGAUGAAGGAGAUGUGGUUGAGGCUGCUGGUGUAUGCUGCUGGUAAAUGCCGUGGAGAGCAACAUGCACGGCAGCUUAGCGAAGGAGGCGAGCUCAUCACCUUUGUCUGGUUACUCAUGGUGCACCAUGGUCUUGGGGACGUGGCACGGCAGGAGCUUAGUCUUUUAACAUCUAAUGAUCCUUGUGUACCCCAGCCUGGGUCCACAGUGUCAGUUGAAAAUAGUAGCUGGAGACUACGGCAAGAACACCCAUGUUACGCCUUCCAAUUCUUCCCUGCUGGUGGUCAGCAACAGGAAGAGACUGCAGUGGUAUCGCGCGAGAAAGAACAGAUGAUACAGCUCGCCCGAAUGGUGCAGGACAUUGUGCCACAAGUGUUGAGAGCUGGACAGUCUGUGGCUGCAGAUACACAGUUCAUUGGUUAUCUCAUCCAGCAAUUGCUGUCAGCCCUAACACAGCACGAUGGGGCUACGGCUACGGCGGCACCAGAUGGGGCAUCAGAGCAAGAUGAAGCCGGGACAUCCGGCGAGGCAGCAGGACAAGAUGACGACGCGGUGACAACGUCUGAGAUCCACGAGCAAGAACCUGUGAUGAAUGCAGUGGAAAACGAAGGCUCGCGACACGCGUGUAGCGCUAGUUUCUCUUACUCAGCUCAUGGAUUUCAUAAUGCAUAACCGGUAAGCAUUGCGCUGCGCAGCCGGCGCUGCUGGUGAUUCAAUGAUAUAUUUAUUGUUAUUGUUACCACGCAUCCAAUUCGUAGUUCACCGAUCGUGUUUGCUGUCAUCCGCAAUAUGUAGU